This is a messenger RNA of Meleagris gallopavo (turkey), 2727 nucleotides long. Lineage: Eukaryota; Metazoa; Chordata; Aves; Galliformes; Phasianidae. The record is from RefSeq and is a predicted model, not a curated record.
AUGGAAAGCUAUCAGAUUGCAUAUCGGCUGGCCAGCAGCAGCCCCAACAAGUUCACAACGGUGGAGGUGGGCUCAACAGUCCGGCAGUUCACUGCUACUGACCUCACCCCCGAGUCAGCAUACAUCUUCCGGACGUCUGCCAAGACCCGGCAGGGCUGGGGGGAGCCUCUGGAAGCCACGGUGAUCACGACAGAGAAAAGAGCUCUCUCAUUUUCUAGAAGGAUUGCAAUCUUAAGAAUAGCGCCCGGCCCCCCCCAGCAGCUGACCACCCCCCAGUCCGACGUGUCGUCGCGGAGCCUGCAGUUGCAUUGGGUCCCUGGAAGUGAUGGAUCGUCACCCAUACGAUAUUUUACAGUCCAAGUGCGAGAGCUGCCCGAUGGAGACUGGCAAACCUACUCGUCUUCCAUCAGCCACGAGGCAACGUCCUGCAUUAUUGAGAGCUUGAACCCGUUCACCUCUUACAAGCUGCGUGUGAAAGCGACCAACGACAUCGGGGACAGCGACUUCAGUGCCGAGACGGAGGCGGUGACAACGCUGCAGGAUGUUCCUGAUGAGCCCCCCGGUUCUGUGCUGGUCACUCCCCACACCACUUCGUCUGUCCUUGUGCAGUGGCAGCCACCCAAAGCAGAGAGUCUGAACGGGCUGCUGUUGGGGUACCGGAUCUACUACAGGGAGCUGGAUUACGAUGCCGGGUCUGCAACCGAAUCCAAAGCUGUCAGGAACCCCUCAGCUUUAAGAGCUGAGCUCACACCCCAAAGCAGCUUCAAGACAGUGAACAGCAGCUCUGCAUUAACGACGUAUGAAUUAACACAGUUGAAGAAAUACAAGAGAUAUGAAGUGUUAAUGACAGCAUAUAAUGUCAUUGGUGAGAGCCCUACCAGCACACCAGUGGAAGUGUUUGUGGGUGAAGCAGCACCAGCGAUGGCCCCACAGAACAUCCAAGUAAACUCCCUUUCUGCAAGCCAGCUGGAGCUCACCUGGGACCCACCUCCUGCCGACAGCCAAAAUGGGAACAUACAAGGCUACAAGAUUUAUUACUGGGAGAGCGACGUCCAGAAUGACACGGAGAAAGUGAAGGUCCUUUUCCUCCCUGAGACAACAGUCCGCCUCAAAAACCUGACCAGCCACAUGCAGUACUUGGUCUGCAUCUCUGCCUUCAAUGCAGCAGGGGACGGCCCCAGGAGCAGACCCUCGGCGGGCAGGACACACCAGGCUGCACCCAGUGCUCCCAGCUUCUUGGCGUUCUCUGAAAUCACUUCCACGACACUCAAUGUGUCUUGGGGCGAGCCGACAGCAGCAAAUGGAGUCCUGCAGGGUUAUCGAGUAGUCUAUGAGCCUUUGGCUCCCGUCCAGGGGGUCAGUAAGGUGGUGACUGUGGACAUUAAAGGGAACUGGCAACGCUGGCUGAAGGUCCGAGAUCUCACCAAGGGCAUGACCUAUUUAUUCAGAGUGCAAGCCCGAACCAUUGCCUAUGGACCUGAACUGCAAGCCAACGUCACAGCUGGGCCAGCAGAAGGGUCUCCCGGCUCCCCUCAGGAAAUUCUAGUGACAAAAUCUGCUUCUGGGCUGACGGUACAAUGGACUGAGGGAGAUUCUGGAGAAAAACCCACAACCGGGUACAUUAUAGAGGCACGGCCCUCAGAUGAAGGACUGUGGGACAUGUUUGUGAAGGACAUUCCUCGCAGCGCUACCUCCUACACCGUCAGCCUGGACAAACUCAAACAGGGUGUGACGUAUGAAUUUCGGGUGGUGGCUGUCAAUGAAUUUGGCUAUGGAGAGCCAAGUGUUCCCUCUGUGGCAGUAUCAGCACAAACAGAAGCCCCUUUCUAUGAGGAGUGGUGGUUUCUCCUGGUGAUGGCACUCUCAAGUCUGAUCCUGAUCCUGUUGGUGGUAUUUGCUUUGGUCCUGCAUGGCCAGAGCAAGAAGUACAAGAACUGCAGCACAGGUAAGACCAUCUCCAAUGUGGAAGAGUCAGUCACCUUGGAUAAUGGAGGCUUCACUGCUCUGGAGCUCAACAGCAGACACCUAAACAUCAAGAGCACAUUCUCAAAGAAAAAUGGAACCAGGUCUCCUCCUCGCCCAAGCCCAGGUGGGCUGCACUACUCUGAUGAGGAUAUCUGCAACAAGUACAAUGGAGCUGUGCUGACCGAGGGCUUGGGACUCAACGAGAAGCCCUUAGAAAUGUCGGAGUCAGAGGCCACCGACUCAGAUUACGAAGACGAGCUGCCAAAGCAUUCCUUUGUGAACCAUUACAUGAGCGAUCCCACGUACUACAACUCCUGGAAGCGGCAGCAGAAAGGGGUGAAGCACCCAACAUCCUACAGAUACGAGGAGUGCUCCGCCAGCGAGACAGAACCCUAUUUCCAGACUGUCAUCACGACACAGAGCUCAGGAGGGGUGUACACCCCAACGGGACAGCCUGCACCCGGCUCCCGGACUCCAGUGACAGGCUUCUCCUCCUUCGUCUGACACGGGGUGGGAGGGAAGAGCCCGGCCGCGAUGCCGGCGCUGCUCGGGGUCACCCACAGCAGUGACCAGCGGCGAACUGUGGGUAGCUUCUCUAUCAGGGUAGAGCGGAUGGGAACAUGGAUGAGGCUGAUCUGGUUUUGUUCUUUGUUUUUGUUUUUUUUCAGUUUGUUUUGGGUUUGGGGUUUCUUGUUUGUUUGUUUGUUUUUGUUUUGUUUUGUUUUCCUGAAGACAAUCAAUUCUCAAAAACACGGAGCUGAA